GCACGCAUAGGAGACCGGUCUGUGAACCUGAAGCAUCCGGUAGAUGGCAGUGAACGGUCUCAGGUACCCACCGGAGACCCAGCCUGCCUGCCUGCCUAUCGCAGCAGAUCCCCCCGCACCCGUAUCGCUCAGCGCUCUGACUGUCAGCGCCGGAGCUGAAGGAGGACGCCGCGUGGGUCCGGGAGCCGCGUGGCCCGAGUCGCAGGGCGGUGCGCGCUCGCCGUGUGACUUUCACAGACACUCCGGGAUUCGGGAAGGAAGGAAGGACGAUCCAGAAGCUCGGCGGGAGAAAGUGCAACUAAAUAUCCAAAGUGACUUGUGAGCAAUGCGCUGGCAUCAUGGCCAGAUGGUUCAAGGAACACUUACCGGGCUUCAAAACUACCAAGGCAUCACCUCCGGCUCCCCCGAAACCCGACUACAAGUACUGCCACACGGCGGUGCCCAGCACGCCGGGCUGCCACCAGUCAAGCCCCGGGGCCACUUGUCAUUACCCGAGUCCGGCUCAGCCGGACAUUCUCGCCGCCUACAAACUACAGAAGGAGCUGGACUUCGAGGAUCCCUACACUGGGGGCGGAAAUAUUUCCUUCUCAAGCCCAAUUUCUGUCGGCUCGUCGGACAUUAAGUACGUGUCGCCGAAGCACCGGCUCAUUAAAGUGGAAACGCUGGAAAAAAGCGGCUGCCCACCGAAUGCCGGCGUCACAUCACCUCCGAGCGUCAGAUCGCCGACUUCCCCUCCCGCCGAGCCGGACAGCCGGCAGGAAAAGGUCGUCAUCCUCGAAGACUACGCCGACCCCUUCGAUGCCAAACAGGGCGGCGGGAGCCAGUCCAGCCCAGAGAAGGUCACGGAGAACGAUGGCUACAUGGAGCCCUACGAAGCCCAGAAAAUGAUGGCAGAGAUCCGAGGGGGAAGGGGCUCCAAGGACGGCCCCCUGCGACAGCUGCCCCUGUACGACACGCCGUACGAGCCGGCGGAGAACGGCACCCAUCUGGAUGCAGAGCACGGCCUGUGCCUCCGGGAGAGCAGGCUGCCUCGGGACGACGAGAGGCCCCCGGAUGAGUAUGACCAACCCUGGGAGUGGAAGAGGGAGCGCAUCUCCAAGGCCUUCGCAGCCCUGCUUUGUUAUGACUGCAUUAGCUUCGCGGGCACUGUAGAUGGCGCCAGAGGCCCCAGGCGGAACGAGGAAGACAUCACCACUAAGUCGCUGUCAGUCGAGAUUAAAGUGAUCAAGGACCUGCCCUGGCCUCCUCCAGUGGGGCAGCUCAACAGCGCCGCCCCACUGGCCGAGGGUGUGGAGGAUUCCGCCCCGCCAGGACACACCGCUGGCGAUCAGCACCGUCAUGUGCAGUUUGACAGUGUGGAGAAGCCCCAGCCAUCCCCCAGCAAGGACACCAAGGUGCGUCCUCUGCAGAGACACUCCAGCGGCUGCCUGGUAAACACCAAGCUGGGCUCGCUGGACCAGUGCCCCCCCAUCCUCGGCGAGCGUAUCGACCCCUCCAUGCCCCUGGAGAGACAGUUCUGGUACCACGGGGCCAUCAGCCGGAUCGACGCCGAGUCCCUGCUGAGGCUGUGCAAGGAGUCCAGCUACCUGGUCAGGAACAGCGAGACCAGCAAGAACGACUUCUCCCUCUCCCUCAAGAGCAGCCAGGGGUUUAUGCACAUGAAACUGUCCCGAACCAAAGACAACAAGUUCGUCCUGGGCCAGAACGGCGGCCCCUUCGACAGCGUCCCCGACAUCAUCCACUUCUAUUCCAGCCGCAAGCUUCCCAUCAAAGGCGCCGAGCACAUGUCCCUGCUGUACCCCGUGGCCAUCAGGACGCUGUAGCGCCCACUCGGUCGCUGGCUACCCAGGUGUGGAUUAACAGGCAGCUUGUGAGGGUUGAAGGGUCAAAGGUCAGAGGAUGAGGUCGUCCCUGUGCUUUUGUGUGAGAUGUCGCCCUUCCCCCCCACCCUUUAUGACAUUGCCACAUGUUCUUUCUCUGACCCCCUUGGGGGGGGGGGGGGGGGUGAGACUAUCAUCACCAGCUAAGUAGAUGAACACCCCCCGAGAUCAACACCAUCAAGAAAUGUUUAUUUUGCAAGAAGUCCAGCUAUAUAAAUCAUGGAAAACUAAACAGAAACCGACGAUGUGAACUUAGCUACUCCUUGUUGUUUAGGUUUAUAUGCAAUUAAAUGUGUCAUUUGUACCUGUACGGUCGUUACUCCACGUGGUCCUUAAAAAGGAAGCAUCUACGUCUGUCAGAAGAGGGGGUUUGUGGGAGGGGCGUUUAAAUCUCAGUGGAAAGCAGAUACCAGAGAGUAUAUUUCAGAUGGUUUCUAUCCUCAGUGCACAUUAUUAUUGACAGACUUUGCCUGAAAUAUUGAUAUAUAAGUUAAUUGUAAAUUGAUUGUAUUGUGAUGUAAAAUUGUGUUCAGAAGCUGUAAUCCUGAAGGACUGGGAUCCUUCACUGAAUGUGGUGUCGGAGAUGCUCUGUGAAGCCUGGGAGAUGUGCAGACACGUCCCCCUCUGACCUGCCAGCUCUCUGCAUUUGGCGCAGAUCACUACCCUGCUGCUAUCCGGCAAACUCCAGCUGCGCAGCUGUAGCCCUGCAGCCGGGUUGGUGACGGCGUCCUCUGCAGGUCCUGCCCCUCCAGUCCCUCCCUGCCAACCAUCCCAGAUGAAACAUGCCUCCUCUGUGAUUCUUCUCUUCUUCUUUUGUUUAAGAGUGAUGGACCCGUCUCGAAGAGUGAAAUUACCGUUGAAUUCUCCAACCUGCGAUUGCUUGAAAUUAGAGUGGAUCAAACAUGCAUUAUCUACCUCAGGAAAAAGCGAUCAAUUUUAUUCACCCACCUAUGAAUCAAUAUGUGCAGUGAGGUCACAAGGUAUAGAUCUCCAUUCCCAACUCAUAUUUCAAAAAAGUUUUACUGAAAAUGAUUUCGCCUGAAGCUAAUCAAACACCACUUAAGCACGAUUAGGCGAGGUAGCCGUGGUUAGUUUGUGAGCUGCAGUUGGGUUAAUCUUUUCCAGAGCUUGCCCUGACAUACUUAUGGUACAGCUGCAGUGCAUUGUGGGUAAUUCCCACUGAUCCUUUUCAUCCAGGUCUGAAUACAAUAAUUUGACCUUCCUCUCAUCCAAAGUAAAGACCCAGUCGCAGUGUACAAUUCUGGCUUCAUGUUUUACCACUUUACCAUUUAAUUACAGAAUCCCUGCAUUAUUUUGCAUGGUGGCAAGUCAGAAAGUGCAUAGGUAGUUUAUUUCAUCAUGCCCGUUCUUCUGCGUACAUAUCAUAAUGUAGCUGAGCACUGGAUUUUACCCACACAGACACUUUUGGACAUGAUCAACACUAGUAAUUGCUGUCCAGUUCUGCCAGCACGCCGUGUCGCGCACUGGGUCAUGUGCUCAGUGGCCCGUGCGACACUGGCAGUGAUAAACGACACCUACUGUAGAGUUCGCAGAGGUGAGCUGAUUUCUCUGCAUCCCUGUGUUUAAGCUGCUGUACCAUUUCUCUCAAGAGACCCGAGGCUCUCUGUGGACAAAAGGAUAGUCCGUCGACUGGCUGAUAAUUGUGUAAGACUGCUGGCAUGUAAAACUGGUUCCUGUCCUAAGAGAGCUUUGUGAGCAGCCUGGAUUCCCUUUACCCGUAUCAUCCAAGGCGCUGAGACUCCCCUUCUUCUCUCACUAAGUUUAUGUGCUUUUUUUGUUAUGGUACAGCCACUUAUAUUCAGAUACCCCAGUGCUAGGAAGGUACCUCAGAGGCCAGUAGGACAGUGUGGCUCCCUCUCUUGGGCCAAUGAGUUGCAAACAUCAAUGACCCACUUCUGUUCAGCAGGAUAUUUUUCAAGUUUCCUUCCCGAACGACACGGGGGCGAAUGGGGCCCUGCUCACCAAGCCCUGAAAUCAGCGGGAGUGACGACGCUGAGAUGGAGCAGAAGCUUGGAGCCUUUGGGAAAUCGCUGGAACAUGAGGCUGCGAUUAAGUGUCAAUGAGUUUAGAAUUGGAACUAGAAAAAUGCUCCUGAACCUUAACACGCUCACGGAAGAUACAGCAUGUUUGGUGAUUUAUGCAGUUUGUCGUCCUCUCGGAAGCUACCGGACUUGUGGUGUUGGCAGGGACCCGAGACGGCAGAAUGGCUCCCUGGCGGCCACGGGAGAGGUGGGGUGUAAGCCCAGCUGCACCCCUGUGUGUCUGCCAUCUUGCGGGGGUGGGAUUGGCCUCCUCGUGCCCCCCCCCCCCCCAUAUAUGCACUAAUCAGGCUGAUCCGUAUAGUUCCUCUUUGCCAAAUGUAUAUACUGAAUGUGUUGUAUGGGAAUUUCCUGGUAUCGAAAUGUAACGACUGUGGGAAAUAAAGUGGAGUUUAUGAGUCUCUGCAUGGAGUGUUGCUACUUUUCUCUGCCAGAGGAUCUGCUCUGUGCUGCCAGGGCUGCAAAGCUGUUCCAGUAUCUUCUAGCAGGAAGACCCUGGCCAGCGGAUUUCCCAGUGGGGCAGAAUGGGUUACGGGAUGGGUAGUGUGAUUCUCAGUUGUCAAGGGGGACACUAUUUACUUAUAGCCGCAGUUGCAAAAUAAUACUCCUGGUGUGUGUGUUGGGAGUAGUUGAAAGCCAAGUAAACAACGUGUAUUGCUUUUGGUUCUCACUCUUGUAAGCCUCAAAUCACACCUCCUGACUGAUCUUUUGAGAUUGAUGUGAAAUUAAAUCUGUUUAAUGUG
Molecule: messenger RNA, 4683 nt
Organism: Paramormyrops kingsleyae
Lineage: Eukaryota; Metazoa; Chordata; Actinopteri; Osteoglossiformes; Mormyridae
Product: SH2 domain-containing adapter protein F-like
Molecular function (GO): phosphotyrosine residue binding
Source: RefSeq, a predicted model, not a curated record